Messenger RNA from Fusarium pseudograminearum CS3096, 1809 nucleotides. RefSeq lists its product as uncharacterized. Gene Ontology annotation, cellular component: membrane. The transcript is spliced from 6 exons. The record is from RefSeq and is a predicted model, not a curated record. Bases 1 to 1809 code for a protein of 602 amino acids. NCBI's taxonomy places the organism in Eukaryota, Fungi, Ascomycota, Sordariomycetes, Hypocreales, Nectriaceae.
AUGGCUCCAAAGUCGGCUUCCGCAAGGGGCCAUGCCUUCUCACGAGUCUUUAGACUUGUAUUGACUCUUUUCAUCUUUCUCUCCUUGUUCGUUCUGGUUCAAGGAUCUGCUGACAGCCAGGAUGACGGUAACCUGGAUAAACCAUCUAUGGGAUCAGCUGUAUCAGAAUACCUGUUUACAGGUAAAGAGAACACAACCGAUACUUGUGCUUCAAGUGAUAGCGAAGCUAUCCUGGGGACCCUACAGCGGCGUGAUACCCGAUACUUUGGGCUAAUGGACGAUCGUUGCUACAAAUCUGACACAUGCGAAGCGAAGAGCGAUAAUUCUUGCCGUUUGGGUUACAAGAAAGUCGGAUUCGAGGUCUGCGGUUACUGGACCUCCAAAGGGAAAGCCAUAUGUUGCGAAGAAACCAUUGCUCCUAAGACAUGUACAUGGCGUGGUAGUGGUGGAGAUUGCAACGGCCAGUGCCAUACUGGCGAGGUCAGAUUGUUCCAAUCAAAACGCGGUGGUGGUUUCAAAACAGAGUCAAGCAACUACGGGUGUGACCGAGGAUGGAAAGCAUUCUGCUGUGAAGAGGAAGAAUACGAUGAACUACUAUCCGGGUGCAAGUGGACUGGCUGCGGUGGCAAGUGCAGUGAGGACGAAAACUCAGUCGCCUACUCUACCCAAUUCCCUCGCCAUUGUUCGAUUCUUUGGUUUGGAACACACCUGUGCUGUCCAAAAUCCAAGCCUGAACCCCUGAUAGACUGUCACUGGGUUGGACAAGGUGAUUGUGCAGAGAACUCAUGUGCCAACUACGAAGUCACAGUUGGGACAGAAGGUUAUGGGGGCGACAAAGACUCCUGCGCAUGGGGCCGACGCAAAGCACUCUGUUGUCAACACAACCCGAAAGCCAUUACCUGUUCCCGGGGUUUGUGUGAGAUAGACAAGAGCUAUGAUUGUGGUCCGGACAAAUUUGCAGAUUGGUCUGAAGCUUCGGGAGGCCUUGAGGAACGAGGCAGAACGAGUAGCGGACGAAGAAAGCUCAGCAGGAAGUUUACGAUGGGCAAGAAUUAUUACUUUGCCAAUGUGACUGCUCGCGGAUACCCUGGUUCCACUCUCCAGUAUGCUACCGCUCUUCUUGAGACUGCCAUGACCGGAAUACUGCCAAACGGGACUCAGAUGGUGACUCAAGCCAUUGAUUACAAGGAUAUCUACGAUUACUGGUCAAAAGAUGUCCUCCCUAAGUUGCCCUCGGCAGGUUCAAGUCGAGUUGUAAAGAGCCCAAACGAUUACUUCAUGGAUCGAUUUGGCUCUAAAGGCAAUCGCUUACCUUUCUUACUCUUGGACCGUAAUCUGAACCAGGUUAAAGGCCGAAUUUUCAGCGAUGGCGCCACAGUUCAAGACCCCUCUCUUUUUGCUAAACUUCUUAAAGCGACAAUCAAAGGUGGAAACGGCCAUGAUGGAAUCCUGGAUCCCAUUAAAUGGACUAUAUCUGUAUUUCGCUAUUUGAACCGAGCAGAAGUACGAGAACAGAUCCAGAAGAAUCGACAAGGCCUUCUCGCUGCCUCUUCCCAGAUAUCAGGCGCCGUACCAAGACUCAAAAGAUUGCAUGAAAUUCAUCAAGAGUUUGACUACAACUGGUAUCGAGCACGAACGGACAAUGCUCGUAAAUGGGUUAUUGGACAGCUGGACUUGAUCGAAAAUGCGUUCCAAAAAGCAAGCCCCGUACCAGCUAACUACAAGACUGUUAUGGAUACUGUCGCAGAAUUCAAAACCGAGGCUAGGCUCAUUAAGCCGCCCCCUGAAGACCCCAAGAAGUAUCAUUGA